Stomoxys calcitrans (stable fly) is the source of this 1216-nucleotide messenger RNA. RefSeq names its product odorant receptor 67d-like. The record is from RefSeq and is a predicted model, not a curated record. Gene Ontology annotation, biological process: detection of chemical stimulus involved in sensory perception of smell; sensory perception of smell. Gene Ontology annotation, cellular component: plasma membrane. Lineage: Eukaryota; Metazoa; Arthropoda; Insecta; Diptera; Muscidae. The transcript is spliced from 4 exons. Gene Ontology annotation, molecular function: olfactory receptor activity; odorant binding. The coding region runs from base 1 to 1173 and encodes 390 amino acids.
AUGCCGUUAAAACGUGCAGUGGAAAGCUUUGAAGCCAUCAUUCGCAUCAUACGACUGUGUUCGGCUGUAUGUGGUGCCGAUGUUGUUGAUCCAGACUAUCGUGUAAAUCCUCUCACUGUCUUUGUUUUGGUGGCCAUCAAUUUGUACCUGGUCUGUACAGGAUACACAAUUUAUGUGGAUAUAUACAUAGAGAGAGAUUGGACCAAGGUAUUACAGACUCUAUGCUUGUUGGGCAGUGCAGUUCAGGGCUACUGUAAACUUUUAAAUGCUAUUUUGGGGAAAGAAAACUUAAGAUUUCUGGUUCACGAACUUCAUCAAAUCUAUGAGGAAUACGAUAAAAAAGAUGCCGACUAUCGUUGCUAUUUGGGUAAAAGCAUAGACGGUGUUUCUAAGAGCAUUAAAUUGAUUCUGGCCAUCUAUGUCGCAAGUGUGAUUGGCAUUAUUAGUGUGGUUCCCAUUUAUCGUCUGUUUUUCCAUGAAAACAUUUUUGUAAUGCAAUUUCUUUUACCCGGCAUCGAUCCAGAAACGGAAUUUGGCUAUAUUGUCAUGAAUUGCAUGCACUGCACUUGUAUCAUUUUGGGAGCCUUUGGAAAUUUUGCUGCCGACACCUACUUUUUCACCUACGUCAGUCACAUUCCAUUGUUGACAAAUAUACUGAAGUGCAAGAUUCGGGAUUUAAAUGAGGAAUUGGAGGAGCCAGAUAUGAGAAAUACUAACAAAUAUAGUAUUCUAUUCAAGGAUAUAUUACGAUGGCAUCAAAAGUAUAUGAAAUUCAUCAGCAUUAUCAAGGCCACCUACUUUUGGGUUGUUCUGGUUGAGAUGGGUACCAUAGCAUUGAGCAUUGCAUCCACUUUAUUUUGCCUGCUUCUGGGCAAAUGGGUAGGAGGUCAUGGUUAUCUGAUCUAUUGUUUUGUCAUGCUGUAUUUAUAUUGUGGUCUGGGUACCUUAGUUGAAAUUUCGAAUGAUGGAGUUAUUGACUCUUGCUACAAUGACGUCAUUUGGUAUAAACUACCCGUUCCGGAAAAGAAAAUGCUGCGCAUGAUGUUAAUGAUGGCACAAAAUACUUCGGGGCUGACGGUGGGUGCAGUUAUGCCUCUAACCAUGAAUACAGGCUUGCAGUUGACAAAGGCGAUUUACACCUGGACCAUGAUGUUGAUUAACUUUAUCAAUUGAAUUUAAGCAUAAAUUAAUUGAGUAUUAUCUUGCUUGUAGAUGU